CCAUGCUUCAUCUUCAUCCACACUUUUCUGGUCCCCAGUAACUGUAAAGUGCAGAAGAGCUUGCCAGGGCCUGCAGAAAGCGCAGCACCUACGAGGCUAGCACGCGUCUCUCCUUCCCUCCCCCGGGAACGAUCCCGGCACCUCCCGGUGAUGUCAGUGGAAUCCUGAGGCGGAUCCCGCUCCCGGGCCGGGGAGGGCAGAGGGCCUCCAGCCAGCUGGGCAGAGCCAGGGUGAGGACAGCACCGGCGGAGUGGCAGCCCGGGACCGGCGCCCGCCUCCCGCCCCCGGACGCGUCGCCCCGCUGGCUGGCCCGCGCCACGCUCCGCCCUGGACGCCGCUCGUCCCGGCGCGGGGGUGCGCGGGGGGUGGGAGCGGGCCCCGGCUCAGCCUGAUUUACGGCUCUGCUGAAAACCGCUCGGAUCCCGCAGCAUCAGCACCGGCGGUGGCGGCAUUAGCCGCAGCAGCAGCAGCAACAAGUCGGGACUUUUAGAGUAAUGCAACAGAAGGCUUUUGAGGAAGGCAGAUAUCCCUGGCAGGAGUCCUUUGAAAAUGUUGCUGUGUGCCUGCCAUUCCGCUGCCCGAGGUGUGGAGACCAUACCAGAUUUAGAAGCUUGUCGUCCUUGAGGGCCCAUCUGGAAUUCAGUCACAGUUAUGAAGAAAGAACGCUGCUGACAAAAUGCAGCCUCUUUCCAUCUCUCAAAGACACGGAGCUACUCACUUCCUCCGAACUCCUGAAACAGGGAAAAUUGCAGAGCCAGGGCAAUGUGGUAAAGCAGAAACCAAGCUAUGUUAACUUGUAUAGCAUUUCGCAUGAACACUCCAAGGACAGGAAGCCAUUUGAGGUGGUGGCGGAGAGGCCUGUAUCCUACGUGCAGACCUAUGCUGCUGUGGACAUACGUGCAGACUCACUGGAUGGACCACGGUCGAGUCCUGGACUUCCCACCUCAGACACCAAAGCCUCUUUCGAGGCACAUGUCAGAGAAAAAUUCAAUCGAAUGGUUGAGGCUGUGGAUAGGACCAUUGAGAAGAGAAUCGAUAAACUCACCAAAGAGUUGGCCCAGAAAACUGCCGAACUGUUGGAAGUCCGGGCAGCAUUUGUGCAGCUGACUCAGAAAAAGCAGGAAGUUCAGCGACGAGAGCGGGCUCUGAACCGACAGGUGGAUGUGGCCGUGGAAAUGAUCGCCGCACUGAGGCAGCGCCUGACAGAAUCGGAGGAGGAGCUUCUUAGGAAGGAAGAAGAAGUAGUUACCUUCAACCAUUUCCUGGAAACAGCAGCUGAGAAGGAGGUUCAGGGGAAAGCUCGGCUCCAGGACUUUAUUGAGAAUCUGUUGCAACGGGUAGAACUGGCGGAGAAGCAGUUAGAAUACUACCAAAGCCAGCAGGCAUCAGGCCGAAGCCAUGACAUCAGUGAGCAUGUGCUUACAGAUAUCUCCUCAAAUAGGAAACCCAAAUGCCUAAGCCGAGGGCACCCCCAUUCUGUGUGUGGCCACCCCGAUCUCAAGACCCAUUUCCAUCCGAAGGGAAGGAGCUACCUGAAGAAAGCCAAGGAUGACAGAGCCAGCAUGCAGCCUGCCAAGUCCAUUCACGAGCAGGCUGAGUCCGCAAGAGAACUCUGCAGACUGCCCAAGAAAGGGGAGCUGCUGGGCCUUAGCCGCAAAGGCAACAUCAGGCCCAAAAUGGCUAAAAAAAAACCAACAGCAAUUGUGAACAUCAUCUAAAAGGGUGGGUGGCUCAGGACCAUCAUCUCUUGCCUUUGGGGAAUGUUGUUCCAGGGACCAAUGUUAUUGUCCUUUUGGGCACAUCCCAGAGUAAGACAUAUUGGAAAAGCAAAGCUCAUGAUGCACUUAAGCACCUCAAUUAACCAGAAUUUAACAAAGGGGAAUCUCAGUGAAUCAGAAUUUUAUUAUAACCUCCUUUUAAAAGUAAGAAGCAAAUUACAGAACAAGAAGAAGAAAAAAAAAAAAAAAAAAAGAAGCAGUCUUAUCCAAAGGUUUUAGUAAAACAAAGCUCCAGCUGCUGAAAUAAUUGGCCCCAUCUCUGGUAGUGCUGACACCUGGGCCCCUAUGUCUAGGUCAUUAAUACUCAGGCCCAGGGCCUCACAUGAUGUCAGACACUGGAAGAAAUUGCAUCUGUGCCCACAGCUUUCUAAACUGUAAGGCAAGGAAG
Molecule: messenger RNA, 2166 nt
Organism: Sciurus carolinensis (gray squirrel)
Lineage: Eukaryota; Metazoa; Chordata; Mammalia; Rodentia; Sciuridae
Gene: Znf365
Product: zinc finger protein 365
Exons: 5
Coding region: 495-1718 (407 amino acids)
Biological process (GO): telomere maintenance; regulation of DNA strand resection involved in replication fork processing; regulation of neuron projection development
Cellular component (GO): centriolar satellite
Source: RefSeq, a predicted model, not a curated record